CUUGUUACGAGUAGCUUCACCUCUUGUUCAUCACUGCUUUGUGCAGAAUACCAAACUUGAAAAAAAAUUGAGAGAGAAAGAGGGACGAUGGAGAAGAAGGACGAAGGAAAUCCUCCAAUGGCAGUGAUGGGGUCAAGAGACGAGAAUGAAGAUGUGAAAAGCACCAUGCGCACAGCUGAGACUAUGUUGCGUUUGGUGCCUGUGGCUUUGUGUGUCUCAGCACUUGUUGUCAUGCUUAAGAAUACUCAAACUAAUGACUAUGGAUCCCUUUCUUAUUCAGAUCUUGGAGCUUUCAGGUAUUUGGUGAAUGCCAAUGGCAUCUGUGCUGGUUAUUCCCUUCUUUCAGCUGUCAUUGUAGCCAUGCCUCGAGCAUGGACAAUGCCUCAAGCAUGGACUUUUUUCUUACUCGACCAGGUGUUAACGUAUGUGAUUCUGGCUGCCGGAACAGUGUCGACGGAGGUAUUAUACUUGGCAAACAAGGGAGACACAUCCAUCGCUUGGAGCGCAGCUUGUGCGUCGUUUGGUGGAUUUUGUCACAAGGCCUUGAUAUCCACAGUCAUUACAUUCGUUGCAGUAAUCUUCUACGCAGCUCUCUCGCUCGUCUCUUCCUACAAGCUUUUCAGCAAAUAUGAUGCGCCAGUUGUGACCCAAUCAGGCGAGGGUAUUAAGACUGUCACCCUCGGUUCACCACCACCACCACCACCACCACCACCAAGCAACCUCCACCUCCAUCUCCAUGCGAAGCUAGCAUGUCCUGCCCACAAUAACAGCCCAAAUUAGGAGGAGGUUGAUGACUAUAUAUAGAAGGUGGUGGCGUGUUUUCCACCGUCACGAGCACUUCACUGCCGUGGUGUAUAUAACUCCCAAGAGACCAUGCUUUCUGAAUCCAUGCACUUGAAAAUUUAUAAGAAAUAUAUAUCCUUUGUAUCUUUAAUUACUAGCCUUUGGUUUGUAGAAGUUGGUGUGAAGAAAUUAAUUAUAUGAAAUUUGUAAGCAAUUUAUAAAAAAGCCUUCCAUGAGACCAUUUGGCUAGAAUUCAGACUCAGAAUUUUGUACAGACAGAAAUUGUUUGCUCAAACCCAAGUUAUUACUACAUCAUAGAAGAUAGAGAUGGAGACAGAAUUA
Populus trichocarpa (black cottonwood) is the source of this 1125-nucleotide messenger RNA. Its product is annotated as CASP-like protein 2A2. NCBI's taxonomy places the organism in Eukaryota, Viridiplantae, Streptophyta, Magnoliopsida, Malpighiales, Salicaceae. The record is from RefSeq and is a predicted model, not a curated record. The coding region runs from base 88 to 780 and encodes 230 amino acids. The transcript is spliced from 3 exons.